ACCCUGGCAGAGGGUGCCCGUGAGCUCCUCGGGGAAGCCGGGCUCCUUGGGUGGGCGGUGGCUGCUCUUCCUGAGCGAGCGGACGGCGAUGUGUAGCGCAGCGGGAGGUAACGCGGCGGUACGGUACGGAAGCGUUACCCGGCGGGAGAGGCGCUAGGGCGGGAGCACUUCACGGGCUGCAGCCGGGACGGUGUUCACGUUUUCAUCUUCCCACCGAGAAGUGCUGGUUUACAUAAGCCUCUCUCGAUCCGAUGUGCCUGCCUGCCUGCACCGUGACCUUUGCCUGCGUACCUCAGCCGUUUGGAUCUGUCUCUAGUUAAUGUACAGGAUUGAUAAAUUGGUGAAUAAGCCAGAGAGUCACCUGAGCUGCAGAGAUGUUAGAGGAGGACAUGGAGGUGGCCAUCAAGGUGGUAGUGGUAGGAAAUGGAGCUGUUGGGAAGUCCAGUAUGAUUCAGCGAUACUGCAAGGGGAUCUUUACGAAAGACUACAAGAAAACUAUUGGCGUAGAUUUCCUGGAAAGACAAAUCCAAGUUAAUGAUGAAGAUGUCAGGCUAAUGUUAUGGGACACUGCAGGUCAAGAGGAAUUUGAUGCGAUAACUAAGGCCUACUACAGAGGAGCCCAGGCCUGUGUUCUUGUGUUUUCUACAACUGACAGAGAGUCCUUCAAAGCAAUCCCUACCUGGAAGGAAAAAGUGAUGACUGAAGUUGGAGACAUUCCCACAGUUCUUGUGCAGAAUAAGAUUGAUCUUCUGGAUGACUCUUGUAUAAAGAAUGAAGAGGCAGAAGCACUGGCAAAAAAGCUAAAGUUAAGGUUCUACCGAGCGUCUGUGAAGGAGGACCUCAACGUAACCGAAGUUUUUAAGUAUUUGGCUGAUAAAUAUCUUCAAAGGCUCAAGCAGCAAACAGCUGAAGAACCAGAACUAGUACAUACAAGCAGUAACAAGAUUGGUGUUUUCAAUACAGCCAUUGGGAGUCACCCCAACCAGAAUUCUGACACUAUUAACGGUGGAGAUAUCAUCAACCUCAGACCAAACAAACAGAGAACCAAGAAAAGCAGAAGUCUUUUUAGCAACUGCAGCAUACCUUAGACUGCUUUUGGAGGGAAAAGAGAAGAGUAACCAUGAAUUGGAUCAAGUUGUGCAAUUGAAUGCAGAGUAAAGCUUUAGAGGUAUUUUACCAGUGCUUUAGCAAAUCUUGUGCCUAUGGGAUCCUUGCUUGGUGGAUUUAUCUAAAAUUGCUGAUGCGGUGUUUUUUGGUGUGUAGAGUGAGACACCUGGUGGCAAAACGCAGAACCGUGGCUGCCCCGUGCACUUUUUAACAAUUAUUAAGCAAACUUCUCCAUUUUGAAGGAAUUAUUUAUAGAGCUAUGAACUAGGUUUUGCAGAAUUGAGAAGCACAUUUAACAUAAAGAUAAUAUGCACACGUAGGUACAGACCAUAGCAUUACGGCCCAAGGUAAAGUAGCAACUUCAUAACUAAAUUUCAAAGGAAAUGUUAGCAGUGGUUAGCCAGGACACUAAGAAGUUAGCAGAAGAGCAAAGUGAAGACAUCAUAUAUUAUGCCUUUCUCUGUUAGCGUGGAUUCUGGUGGAUCUGUCAUUUCAAUAUACUCCUGUUAUAUGUACGUGUGUGCAGGUAUGUAUGUAAAUGUUGGGUAUGAAUACUUUUGCUAAGUUCAGGUGUAUUCAAUACGUGGAGGUCAGCUACCGAUGAUGAAAUAGCAUCUUCACAAGAAUUUUUCCUUUUAAAAUGUUACCUUUCAGAUGAGGCUUUCCCAGCUGCUGCUGUGUGUGUUGAACUUGCUAAACUUGGGCCUAAACGCUUAGAUUUAAAAAUGGACAGUGCCAAAAAUGCUCCUUCUUUUUACCUAAUGCUGCAUUGCAGAUGUUUUCGUAAGUUUGGCUUUCCUCAGUCUUAACAGGUUGAUCAAAUAAGGGUUUGACACUAAUAGAUAUCCAGAUGGAACAGUCAUAUUCCUGUCCAAGUGUGAUUGCUGUAUCCUCUAUCAUCCAUGAAAAAGGAACUUGCAAGGUGUCACAAAAUACUUAUCUUCCUUGGAGAAACUUCUCGUAGUCCUGCAAACCAGGUUGCAGAGGAUCCAAAACACACAGCUAAUAACUGAUUUACAGUAACGAGACAUUCCUUAACGUUGCUGCUGCUUACAGAGAAUCUAAUUCUGCAAGAUCGGAGACAUGGCAAAACAAUUUUCAAAGUACGUAAGUAAUUUUAUAGAACUGAUUUAGACAUUUAGGAGCCCAAAUCUAUAUUAAAGAUAUUUGGGUUUAGGUUCCUAAAUCACUACGGUGCUUUUAAAAAUGCUAAGCAAGAUAUCUCUUAUUUACCAAAAAUAAACACUUUUUAAUCCUCUACAAGAGCAUGCAUGCCUUUUAGAAAUACCCAUUUUGUUUACAUGGUUUUGUAUUGUAUUAUAUAAUUUUAACUUUCUAGGAUUUCUAUAUCAAACCUGCCAGUGACAAAUGCAAAAUAUGCUGCUUGAAAAAAAAUCAGAAUUUUAAUAGUUUUUUAAACAGUGUAUGAGAGUGAGAAUGACUUGACUGAUCCUGUAUAUUUUUGGAGGAAGGACUUUCACUGUGUGAAUUCGUAUAGGAAGCUUGACUUAUUUUAUUUGUAAGUCAAUGAGUAUGAGAACUGCAAUGUACUCUUGUCCCACUGUCCGCUGGGAAAGAAGUGGGUGGCAAGUUGUGCACAAACACUAUAGAUCUCUGAACGCUGUAUUUGAUGUUUACUCUCUUAGACUUUCUACCGAGUACCUUUGUGUCUCUGGAAGCUGCCACAGCAUCUCCAGUUGCUGGCAAGAAGGCGGUCCUGUAGGUGCUCAGUACCCUUUGCUGUUGCAGCAAAAUGUGUUCUUCACCAGAAUGUUUCCUGUAUUCUCUCCUGGAUAGAUGCCUUUAUUUUUAACAAGUGCAUUUAAUCAUUGUACGUAUGUAUAAAUGGAGUCAAGUCCUACUUGUCGUAAUGUUUUAAGGUACUUAAGGUAUGGAAACAAAAAGACCUAUGAUUGUACGUGAUGGGGCCGUCUUACAGCUUCAGGAUGUAGGGCAGAAGGUGUGCAUUAAGAAUUUUGUCAACUGCUUUUAAUAUGAAAACUUUUACAUUUCGUUGUCUGUUUGGUAGUUUAACCGUUAUAUUUGUUUUUCCUGAAAAAGCAUGUGAACUCACAAAAUGUCUGAAGCAUUUUUCUUGCCUUGUUCGACUUUGUACAGAGUACUGAAGAGUCUUUAUGUAUAACAACCAUUUGUACCAUGACACAUCAUUCAUCAGACAUUGUACGGUUACAUAAGCCAUUUGUAUUGAAGAUCCUUUGCUAUAAACUGCUAUUUCAAGGAGUGAAAACUCAAUGGAAAUUUUCAUAGAAGAGAGACUUGCUAAAUAUAGGAUACACUGAAAUUUAGUAUAUGCAUGCUUUAAUCUAGGAAUACAUAUUUGAGGUGUUGGGCAACAGGGAGUUUUAAUUUCACUCCCACCAUAAGCUAAAGUGGCUCCUUCUUUGUUGCGAUUUGCAGUGCUUAAUUUCCAGUAUGACUGAGGUGGAAACUGUCCAAAUCAGCAUUUUUUCUGGGGAUUACUCUGCAUAUGCACUGCUUCCAAGUGUACUUUUUAUCCCUGUAGUUUUAGUGUACAGAUGUGGAGCAGAUGCCUUGCACAUGGCAGGUGUCCAUAUGUAUCCAUGUCACUGCUCAGUGGGAGAGCCGUUUGACUUCUGGAUGAGGAGACGUGCUGACACUUCUGGCAUUCAUGUUGUUGUGUGUGAAUAAUUUUAGUUACAAACAUUGCCCCCUUCUCCAUUCAGUGUUCUCACGAAAACCCCAUGUUUUAAGCACCCUUCUGUGCCUACGAGGUGGAAGAGAAUAUGGUCCUCUGUGACACCUGCGGUAGGUCAGCGUUCUGUGCUCUGUGCACAUGUGCCUAUCACAAGUCAAAGUUUUGUUCUUACAGCCUGAGCUAAUUGCACUCCUGUUAUAUCCAUUGACAUCUCUUAAGCAGCUCGUUGGAUAUCUUAUUGAGCUCUCGACAAAAUUCUUUGCUUUUAGUUGAUAAAGCUAAUGUGAGUAGAAAACUUCAGUGAAGUAAGCAUUCACUAAAGGGCCCGACACUAAAGCAUCUGCUGCUCCCACAUGAUAUCCAUUCAGUGAAUGGUGUUCUGCUGAGUGAAGCAUCGUUGGGUGCACAGUAGCAGUGCCAGGGAGGCAUUUCCAGCUGGAAAUAACAAAUCUGAGAGUUGUAAGAUUGGGCACAUUAAGAUUUUUGGGCUUGUGUGUGUGGUUGACUUAGAAAGAAAUAUUCCACUUCAGAUAAUUCUGGAGUUUUCUUAUUUUCAGCAUUACUUAAGGUGACCUUUACCCUUUGUGAUUAAAAAUGACUAAAUUACUGUCAGUCUAAUUUCCUGAUUAAUUUUAUUAUACUUUGGUAAAAUCAGUCUCUUUAUUUUUUUCAAUGUUGGGCACAUCUGAUGUUUUUCUUUGAAUCACUUCUGUAGAUGUACAUUAUUCUAAAGGGAAUUGAGUGGCUGAACACACUGUAUGGCUUUGAGGUUAUGCCUGGGUACAUGCACAAUACCAGUGAAUGAGCUAAUAGCUACCAGUUAAUGAGUAACAGAAUUAAUUACUUGCACUGCCGGAUCCUCUUGCAGGAAUUCAGUCAUGUAUCAAAUGAACAAACCUGCUGCUUGGUACUUAAGUCCCUAAAUCUAAUCACAAGCCUCUGGCUAAGGCUGUAGUUCCUGAAAUCAAACUGAAUGCAAAACAGAGAGCAAGAGUGGUCCAAGAAGCUCGACUUCAUCACCACCACCAUACCUGUGGUAGGAAGUGACCAUUGCACGUAUCUUUUUUUUUAUGCUCAAGUAGUAUCUGACUGAAGAAAGUACUUCUCACUGUUAAAUGGAGCAUCCUAAAAGGUAAUCAAACUCAUGGCAGAAGAAAUGCAGGAAGUACCAAGAUGAAAAGUGCUGUGGUAAAACAUGAGAAACUCUCAGUUCCGUGCUGAAGACAAGAUCCAUCUGAGCCACCUCCCGACCAGGUGAGCCCUUGUGCUAAGCUUGCUCUCAGGUUUCUGGUAGGAGGGUGACACUGAUCAAUAAUUUGUGGAGUGAGUGGUUUUUCCUCUCCUGGCGCAAGGACGGCUCAGCGACCACCUGAAGUUGCUCAAACAAACAAACAAACAAACCCAAAGAUCUGGACCAGGAGAAAUGCUGUUCUCGUUGCAAAGAUAAGGACACACUGCUACUAAUACAUGACUGAAUCUUAUUGGCAAGUUCACGUGAUCUAAAUGGCUAAAGCAGAUAUGUACAUAACUGUGUUUAUCACCUUCACAAACUCAAGUAAAUGUAUUAUAUUUUUAGAAAAAAACUCAACCUAUCUUACAGUAAAUUCUCAAAUGGUAAAAUAAAUGUUUAAAAAUGAA
Molecule: messenger RNA, 5422 nt
Organism: Meleagris gallopavo (turkey)
Lineage: Eukaryota; Metazoa; Chordata; Aves; Galliformes; Phasianidae
Gene: RAB23
Product: RAB23, member RAS oncogene family
Molecular function (GO): GTP binding; GTPase activity
Source: RefSeq, a predicted model, not a curated record